UUCGUAAAAUGUGCAGUAAACUCAGUGGCGUCGCUGUCGCGUUUGCUCAAACAAGCGGUUUCGAAUUCUGAUGUCGAGUUUGUUCCGUUUUCUGGUUUCAAUCUCAUCAAAACCCAUUUUUCCCUCGCAGAUUAACAAACGCUCUAUCUCAGUAUUGGCCAUGGAGAAUCCAUCAUCUUCUCUAUUAAUUUUAUGCGGAAAAUCACCUGUGGAGAUUGAAGUCGCUCAUUCUUUGAAGAACAAUAAGAAUUUGAAGCUUCCCGAUAACACGGACCUUCUGCUUCAUCUGCAAUCGGAGAUGGAAGAACAAACUGAAGAAGAGUCGUUUCGGAUAAAAUACUACAUGAGUUCCCUUUCUACUGAUUGUUUCGGUAAAUUUCUUAUUUGGUCUCCGCGGUUGACUUCGACGCACGAUAUCGUUUCUCACAAUUUCAGUGAGCUUCCUGUCGGUACUGUCUGUGUUGCUGAUGUUCAGUUCAAAGGGAGAGGUCGUUCGAAGAAUGUGUGGGAGUCUCCAAAGGGUUGUCUUAUGUUUUCGUUUACCUUACAGAUGGAAGAUGGGCGUGUUGUGCCUCUUUUACAAUAUGUGGUGACUCUUGCAAUGACGGAGGCACUGAAUGCCAUUUGUGAUGCAAAUGGUUUGCCACAUCUUGGUGUUAAAAUAAAGUGGCCCAAUGAUUUGUACUUAAAUGGCAUGAAAGUUGGAGGCGUCUUAUGCACUUCAACAUAUAGAUCAAAGAAGUUCAAUGUCAGUACUGGAAUAGGUUUAAAUGUGGAUAACGAGGAGCCGACCAUCUGUUUGAAUGCAGCACUUCGAGAAAUAAGCUCUAAUGCUUACCAACUAAGGAGGGAGGAUAUUCUUGUGGAAUUUUUCAAGAAAUUUGAGAAUCUUUUUGGUAUUUUCUUGAAUGAAGGAUUUCAAGCUCUCGAGGAACUGUACUAUAAGUCAUGGUUACAUAGUGGGCAAAGAGUUGUCAUACAGGAAAAGGGAGAUGAUCAAAAAGUGGAAGAUGUUGUGGUUACUAUUCAGGGAUUAACAACCUCGGGAUAUUUGUUGGGCUUUGGAGAAGACAAUCAAAUGUAUGAGCUUCAUCCUGAUGGUAAUAGCUUUGACUUUUUCAAAGGGCUGAUCAGGAGGAAACUGGACUGAAGAAUAUUCCUGUUUUGAACCUUCCACCUUAAAUGAACCAACCAAUUCCUCACCAUGUGCAUGAACAAUGAUGCUUUUUUCCCUUUUUUACCUUUUAAUUACUUUUCUUAUUUCUUUGGAUCCUCCUCUUAAUCAAUAAUAAGAGACCUGAGAUUUCAUAAUUACCAGUGGUUGUACAGGUUUUUCCAUACAUACAAAUAGAAAAGAGAUGGAAUAUCUCUGAUCCCUUUGCCUAAUAAAAGUAAGUUUAGCCUUAUCUUGUCUAAUUUUCAAUUCAUUGGUAGGAGUCCUGGUCUCUUUCUUUGCCAACCUUGAAAGGAUUUGAAUGAUUAGGGUUUAUGAUUAAUUUGGUCU
Molecule: messenger RNA, 1504 nt
Organism: Telopea speciosissima
Lineage: Eukaryota; Viridiplantae; Streptophyta; Magnoliopsida; Proteales; Proteaceae
Product: biotin--protein ligase 2-like
Exons: 10
Coding region: 71-1150 (359 amino acids)
Biological process (GO): protein modification process
Cellular component (GO): cytoplasm
Molecular function (GO): biotin--[biotin carboxyl-carrier protein] ligase activity
Source: RefSeq, a predicted model, not a curated record